GCAAGCAUAACAGACCGUUACAUUUGCAGCUUUCUGUUAGCAGCGCUGCGAUGUUUAUUUGUUUAUUUAUAAACUAUAAAUAAAUGUAGAAAGCAUAGUUUUUAAGACCUUGGAAAAGUGAUAAAAGUUUAGUGUAUAAGACAUAGUUAGAAGAUUAUUUUUAACAAAAAGUAACCUCACUGUCCGAAGUAACAAGAAAAUCAAUACCCGUUAAUAACAACCGGAGCGCGUAAAUUCCGUCAGUUUGACAGUUACGUUGAUAAGAACUAUGCGGAUGAGCGAUCCGAUGCGCAGGCGCGCUCUUGGCGCCCCCCUUAGACUACGCGGUGCUCCGCUAAACUUUCCGGAUUCGAAAUUCUCAGGCAGUCCAUGUUCGGGCGUCGUUGCAAGCAGUGUGUGCUAACGGUACUCCAUCCGCGCUGCAUGUGCGUUCCGUUUGCGAUAGUGUGUGUGUCUGCGCCCGUGACUGUGUGUGUGUGAGAGGAGCUCAGGAAGAAGCAGAAAAAGAAAAAUAACAGGAAAACGGGAAAAAGUAACGGGAACGUCUGCCCCAAAACAGUUGCAAAAACACACACGAGAUUCCGUUGGCGGUGCACCAAUUUUUCGGUUGAAAAGCUGUAAUUCGAUUGGAUCAGCUUUUCACCUAGCAGGUUUUUCCACGGCAGCAGGACUUCAAGGAGCAGCAGAGACGAGGGGGCGGGGACUUCACAGCAACAUGUUUGUGGCUUAAAUCAGCAUUGGGCAGCUAUAGCUACAGUGAAAACCAGAACUUGAGGAACUAGCUGAUUGGCCUUCGCUUUUGGGCCAUAAAAUGCAUUUACACUUUGAGCGAAACAUCAACACAAAAUGCGAUUGCACGAUACUCUCAUUAUCAUGGAUGGGAAAGGUGCCAGAUGAUAUACCCGAGGACGAGGGAUGGAAGCUAAACCGCACCAACUAUUACCAGGAGGGAUGGCUGGCCACGGGCAAUGUGCGCGGCAUUGUUGGGGUGACCUUCACCACCUCGCAUUGCCGCAAGAACAUGGAUUAUCCGCUGAGGACUAAUUACAACCUGCGAGGGCACAGAUCGGAUGUAAUCCUGGUCAAAUGGAAUGAACCCUACCAAAAGUUGGCCUCCUGCGACAGUUCAGGCAUCAUCUUUGUGUGGAUCAAAUACGAGGGCCGUUGGUCCAUCGAACUGAUCAACGAUCGCAAUACGCCAGUAACCCACUUUUCCUGGUCGCACGAUGGUCGCAUGGCUUUGAUCUGCUACCAGGAUGGAUUCGUUUUGGUGGGAUCUGUGGCGGGUCAGCGAUAUUGGUCCUCCAUGCUCAACCUGGAGUCCACGAUCACCUGCGGCAUUUGGACACCCGACGAUCAGCAGGUGUACUUCGGCACCACUCAGGGUCAGGUGAUUGUGAUGGAUGUCCAUGGAGCGAUGGUGUCCCAGGUGCAGCUCUCCAACGAUGUGCCCAUCACCUCGAUGGCCUGGUCAUGCGAGAAGUUCAAGAUGGAGGAGGGCGAGGAAGCGGAGCCAGGUGUAACCAAUGCGGCCAAACGCUCCUUUGUCCUGGCAGUUAGCUUCCAGAAUGGAUAUAUCUACUUGCUUAAGUCGUUCGACGACGUCUCACCCGCACAUAUCAACACAUGCCUUAAUGGCGCCUUGGGAAUGGUCAUGGAGUGGAGCAACUCGAGGGAGCUACUAGCCGUGGCUGGAACCCUGCGCACCGGACUGGAUGGCGCGAAGUCGGAGGACAUGGGCACGCCCAGUAGCUACACGAACCUGGUCAAGUUCUACACGGAGACGGGCACGUGUCUGUAUCAGGCGCACAUCCCCUGCAGCAGCGCCACCGUUUCGGCCAUCACCUGGGGCCACAACGACAAGCGGCUGUUCAUCGCCACGGGGACGCAGGUCCACAUCGCCUGGGUCUCCAGGCGGGUGGCCUCCCUGCAGCUCCUCUGCCGGCUGGAGAUCCAGGCGAGCGUCGGAUCCGAGUCGCUGCUGCCCCUGCUGCCGUUGCCUUCUAGGAUUAAGUCUCUCAUUGGCAAUCUGUUUGCUCAAACGAUAAGAUGCUGUGUACCUGACCUGAAGUCGCUGCGUGAUUUUGUUUCGCGACCACCGCUUUGCUCCACCCGGCUGCACUGCACCAUGAUCCGGCACGACGAUGACUCCAACCUGAGCUCCGGCACUUGCUACACGCUCUACUUGGAGUACUUGGGUGGAUUGGUGCCUCUCCUGAAGGGCAAGCGCACCUCCAAGAUUCGUCCCGAGUUUGUAAUCUUCGAUCCUCAGGUUAAUGAUGCCCCCUUAUACUUUCAAUACUCCGCCGAGGCCAAGAGCUCAUCGGGCUCCAGUCAGUCGACCACCACGGGUAAUAGUGGACGCACCGACUCCUCGGACAGCGAUUUCGAGGAGCGCUCCCGCUUCGGUUCGCCACGAACUCCUCGCAAGAAGCGAGUGCGUCCAAAGAGGCGACACCAAGCGGGCGACCGGUUGAGCUCCUCCGGAGGCGGAGGAACCAACGAUCCCGACAGCUUGGAUGAACUGGCUUAUGUGGACACACUGCCGGAGGAAGUCAAGCUGGUGGAGGUGACAUCCAACAUUUGGGGUACCAAGUUCAAGAUCCAUGGACUUGCCAAAACCGUCCCAGCCAAUUUAGGCCAAGUAACUUAUAAGACGUCCCUACUGCAUUUGCAGCCGCGUCAAAUGACGCUGGUCAUCACCGAGCUGCGCGACGAUUUUCCACCUGGUCCCGAUCCCAGCUUCAAUCCAAACAUAUUCUCCGAGGACGAGGACGAGCAUCACCAGCACCAGCAGGUUAAUCACCACGAUGCAGUGCCGCAGGUGAAUGUGAUCACCGCUCAGGAUGGCGCUUCGCUGAAGCCACCGAUCAUACCACAGCGUCGUCUAACCGACGGAGCCUCUGCUCCCUUGAUAGCGCCCAUGUCGCCACGUCCCAAUCGAAUUCUGGCGCGGCACAAGAACUCCUUGACUGUGAAUGGCAGCGAACGGGGAGCUAGUUCCUCCGCGGGCAUAAGUCCUUUGGCGCGAGCGGAGAGCUACGAUGACGAUUCCUCCAAUGAGUCGCAGGAGGCGGGGGCAUCGGGCUGCCAGUCCACCACUGUGCUCCUGCACCAGGCACCCUCGAAUGGUUCCAAUGGUCCCAGCGGCAGUAAAACCAUCACACGACCCAAGACCAUUAGUAGCUUCAAGAACAGCUACAGUCGGUCUAGCUCCAAUUCCAGCUGCCAGUCGCGUCACGCCAUCUCUCCGCUUUAUUGCGAUGGAGCAGUGCCCACGCUGCAGAGUCCCAAGAAUGCAGUGGCUCCCUCGGACAUCAUCUUCGAGCGUCCGGCUGUCCCCGCCGCUGGACAAACCACCCUCAUGUCGUAUUCAAGCAAUGCGGACUAUGCGAACAAUGUGGUUCAGGUGAAGAACGCCCUGAUGUCGGAGCCAGUGCGCUCGGCCAACAGCCACGUGAAUCCGGUGCCGCUGAAUCUCAACCUGAAUCUGGAGCGCAUGGAUGCGCGGGUAAAGUGCAUGGCACCCACCACCUCCUCCACCGCAAAGCGAAGGGAAAUGCUGUAUAUCGACGAGGAGACGCAGUCGCCAACUCCAACGCCGAGUAGCAGCAGCAUGAAGCGCACGCCGACGGUGGUUUCGAUAGCACCUGCCUUGCCGGACUCCAUCACGCGCAGUUGCAGCGUUGGCUAUCUGGAUUCGGUGGCCAUCACGCCAUCCGAUGAGGCACUGUCCGCCCUGCGAAAGGAUGCUCCCAACAAACGGCUUAUACUGGUUGACAAGCGCAGGAAUCGACGGAAACGGCAACAGCAGGAGGAUGCCCGACGGCACAAGCUGCAGCAGACUGGGAAAUCCAAGAGCCUGGACUCGUGCGACCUGCUGUCCCUGCAGACGAAGCUCUCUAGCAAGGAACACGAGCAGGUGGUGCGGAAGCUGCAGGAGAUCUCCGACAGCAGCGCCUGCAGCAGUGCCGCCAACACGCUGUGCUUCAAGUGCCGCAACAACAUGAAUCCCAGCAGUGCCUGCAAGCGGUGCCAGCCCUCGGCUGGUUCCGUUCUGGAUGAGAUUACCUCCGUUGUGGCGUCGGUGGAGCCGGUCAAGGAGUCUCCUGUGGCCACUGUGCAAGCAAAGCCGGCACCCAAGAAACGCUUCGACGUGAUUACCAGCUUCACAGACUCGCCACUUUUUACGAGGAAACAUCGAUUUGGAAUCGGACGCAGCAAGGAAACGGCGGCCACUGAGAACUCAACACCUUUGCUCGGUAGAAAGCAGGACAAUGGAUUCAGCUUUGUGAAGCAGCUUUCCGAGGUUCGUUGGAGGCGCAAAGAGCAGCCAACUCAGGCCCAAGUUAAUGGAUCCAGCAAUGCCAGCACUUUGGAGAGGCAACAACAGCCGGAGAUCACUGGAGCAGCUUGUGGCGCAGUGGAGGCUACGCCAGUGGAGGCCAAGGCAUCGGUUUCGCUACACACUCAGGCUCUCACCACCUUGGAGAACAUAAUAAGCCGUCUGCGUGAUCUCGACGAGGGUCGACUGACGCCUCCAUCUACCCCUCAAAGGAUGCCAAGGAGUUCCCCAGCAUCGCCGGCGGCCAGCAAAAAGAAUAAGCGACAGCAGAGCAACUCCCCCAUUCGCCACAUAUUGAAUUCACCGCUUUUAAACCGCCGGCAGCAAAAGCAAAGCAUCAUCGAGAGCUCCGAUGACGAGGGCAAUCAGACAAAUGGUUCUGGGGAGGAGAGCAACAACGCGGGUAACGGCAAACAGUACCGCGACCUGGAGACAUUCCAAAAGGCGCAACUACGCCAGAAGCUGAAGCGUGGAAAAAUCGAACCGAACGGCAGUGCCAGUUGUGCCAAUCCGGCGCCAGUGCGUCGCGAAUUUGUGAUGCACAAUAAGGCGCCCAUGUGGAAUGAGAUGAGCCAAGUGUACCAGCUGGACUUUGGGGGUCGAGUUACCCAGGAGUCGGCCAAGAACUUCCAAAUUGAGUUUCGUGGCAAGCAGGUCAUGCAAUUUGGACGCAUUGAUGGCAACGCUUACACCUUGGAUUUCCAGUAUCCAUUCUCCGCCCUUCAGGCAUUUGCCGUGGCCCUGGCCAAUGUGACACAGCGACUUAAGUAAUCGAGGAUCGAGGGAUCAGUUAUCGUAUCGCACCGCAUAUUUAACGGGCAUGGCUCUACAGAAAUGUCGCCAGCCGAUUGCAGCAAUUGCUUUUUUGGCCUACGCUAUAUAUAUUUUUUAUACCAGACACGGCGGAUGGACGAUUGCUUCUUAAUUUGUAUAUAUUGUAUAUGUAUUGCGGUCUUUAGGUUUCCGAGUACCGUACUUUAGUGAUUAUGUAUGUGAACACGUACCACCACUUGAUUGAAGGUUUUGCCAUGUGCAGCACAAAGAAUUACGAGUGCGCACAUGGAUGUGCAAACUCACAGUCCGAUCCAUUUUUGUGCAAUAUUUGUAUGACAAAUUUUUUGGAUUAAGUGUAGCCGAGUGUAAAUGUUAGGCGUAGACGACGUACGAUGUAUUUUAAAUCAAACUACUAUAACACGAUUAACGAUCAGUCGGUUUUUAACACUAGUUUGUACAAGAGCAGCCUUUUUUGCAUAGAGCUUCGUUUCUUGCUUUACUCGAUUUAAGUGCAAUAACUCCAUUCGUUAACUCCUAGAUCUAAGACAUAUUGGCGAAACCAGCAAACCGCUUGGCCCAGCACUCGAAAAACUUCAUUGUGAGUAAAAGGACGAGUCCGAUUACUUAACGCUAGCAUAUUUUUUAUAUGUGUAAACUAAUUGUGAAUGUUGAAUCGAUCGACAGCAAG
Drosophila ficusphila is the source of this 5807-nucleotide messenger RNA. It is a transcript of the gene Tusp, whose product is annotated as tubby-related protein 4. Gene Ontology annotation, biological process: intracellular signal transduction. Gene Ontology annotation, molecular function: protein binding. NCBI's taxonomy places the organism in Eukaryota, Metazoa, Arthropoda, Insecta, Diptera, Drosophilidae. The record is from RefSeq and is a predicted model, not a curated record.